AUGGACGACUUGGCCCGCAUCAAACAAGUCCUAGAAGAAGACCCCUCGCUGAGAUGGGGCUUCGUCAUCUACCGCUGCACCUACGGCAACGACAAAGCCUGGGACCGCUUCAUGAAGCGCCUCAACAAGCGCACGCGGCUCAACCUAGAAGAAGAAGGGGCCGGCCACCUCUUCGAACGCAUAGACUGGUGUGUCCAGGACGACGUUCGAUUGAGCAAGGCUAGUGCCUCGGAUGUGCGCAGGCGGUUCCGACGCUGGAUUAAGGAAGGAGGUGAAAAGGACUAUUGGAACGGCACCGCGCGCUUCAUGGCCUGCGUUAUGGUGGACAAACUGGAUCUGCAGUCUGUCCUGAAGGGACCCCCGCCCCAGGAGUUGGAUACUUUUGGCGUGGGUUCCGUGACGCUGGUGUCGCUGAAUCGGAAGCAAGGAGAGACGUUAGUGGGUCUGUCGUAUCUAGUCCCACGCGUGUAUUCGCUGUUGGAAGACCCGGGCUGGGAGAACUUUGCCGUUGAGGAGGGGGAGGUUGCGACACCGUAG
Messenger RNA from Trematosphaeria pertusa, 537 nucleotides. RefSeq lists its product as uncharacterized. The record is from RefSeq and is a predicted model, not a curated record. The coding region runs from base 1 to 537 and encodes 178 amino acids. Lineage: Eukaryota; Fungi; Ascomycota; Dothideomycetes; Pleosporales; Trematosphaeriaceae. The transcript has 2 exons.